CUUUUGUAAUAUCCCUUCAUGCUGAGGACAACAUCACAGUAACAAUUAAACGUGCAUCUUCUGUUCCACUGCAACCAGACUGUAAAAUCUGUUUGAGACAAACAUGCAAAUCUGAAGUUAGGAUAACUACUGCUGUGAAAAUAGAAAAUUAUACUUUCAAGUGUGCAGCACCAGAGAAAUUUUUAGUCAUGGAAAUCCAAAAGAACAUUGAUUGUAUGUCGGGCCCAUGCCCCUUUGGAGAUGUUCAUCUUCAGCCAUCAGGAUUGCCUCGCCUUAACAGGACCUUCAUUUGGGAUGUGAAAGCCAAUAAGAAGGUUGGACUUGAACUGAAAUUCUCUACACCAUGGCUAAGGCAGAUUGGGCCCACAGACACUUGUCCCGAUUUAAUCACUUACAAGAUCAGCAGCUAUAUCGAUGCUACUACAGUCAACAUUGGAACGUUCUGCAGAAAUGGCUCCGUGUCUCGGGUCAAGGUUCAGGGAGGUGUUGUGAUGGCUUUGCAGAUCCCAUGGAAUUCACAUCUCCCCACUUCUGGCUUUAACAUAGCAAACAGAUCUUCCAUAAAAAGGUUGUGUAUUAUUGAAUCUACUUUUAAAGGAGAGAUGUCAGCAACCCUAAUGUCUGCCAACUACCCACUGGGCUUCCCAGAAGACGAGCUCAUGACGUGGCAGUUUGUUGUUCCUUCUAACCUUAGAGCAAGCAUCUUCUUCCGCAACUAUAGCCUUUCCAACUGUGAAAGGAAAGAGGAAAGGGUGGAGUAUUACUUACCUGGAUUGUACGGUAGCCCUGAGGUGUAUAAACUGAGCGACAAACAACCUGCCAAUAUUGCUGGCAAUUUCAACUUGUCCCUGCAAGGCUGUGAUCAUGAUGAUCAGAACCCUGGAAUGCUCCGUCUGCUUUUUCAGAUUGUAGUUCAACAUCCUCAGAAUGAAGAGAAUGUAACAUACUUAAUUGACUUAACCAAAGAGAAGGACCUAAGUGUAACAAUACAUACCAAAUCACCAUACAAUGGGCACCCGAUGCAGUUUGAACCAGAAUGUUUGAUCUGUAAAGAUCCUAGAACCUGUCAACACAACGUAACUUUAAUAUCAGGCAACACAUACAUGAUUUCCUUCUUGUGUUCUGAUUUGGAGCAUCUGAGGAUCACAGCUGAAAAAACCAUAGUCUGUUGGGAUCUCAGGUACUGCCAAAAGAAGAUCUAUGCCCUCACUGUGCCCAGGGCUAUUUUCCAACUCCCCAUUCGGCUGGAUAAGUUUAUUUGGAAGCUGUUGGCUCCAGAAGAGAUCAAUGUGGAAAUAACAUCUCCAUCCUUGAAACUACAACAACAUGUCCAAGAGCAUAAGUGCAAUACAAGUUACAGCUAUGGCAUUGUCAGCACCACUAAGGAAAAGGAAUUAGACCUGGGUAUAUUCUGUCCUGGUGGAGCCAUUGAAAAGAUUCAGAUGAGAGACAAUAUCACCAUAUCCCUAAAAACAUUUGGCAGAGGAUUCUUCAAUGCGUCUCUUAAUCAGGAUCUGAAAAUGUCUUUUGUGCCUUUUAUUAAAGAGGAAUGCAUCUUCACUGUGACCCCCGACGCAAAAGCUCAAGUUUAUCUACAGACUCCUAACUGGUUCCACGGUUUGCCUCCUUAUGUCUCUGUGUCCUGGAACAUCACAGUCCCCAGUAAGCAAGUUGCUCGCUUAGCAUUCUCGAAGGAGCGGAUGGACAUUGCUUGUGAAACAGGGCGCGCCUACGUCAACAUAAAGGAACAAAAACCAAGGGCUGAAGAAACUGUGCGCCGUGAAGAUGAGAUGCUUCCUGAGCCCCUUCAUAUGUAUCACCACUUCUGGGUAAACAUCUCUAACUGCAAACCAGUGAACAAGAAGCAGCUGAGCCUGCAGUUCUGGUUGACAUUUGUCCAGCAAAAGACAGAUUCGCUAGUGAUAAUCGCUGUGGUGGUUGGAGUGGCUGGAGCACUUGCAGUUAUUGGAAUCAUCAUAUGCUGCACUAGAAAGAAGAGGAAAGAAAGCCAGAACCCUGGGGUAGGUAUAUACAAUGCCAACAUCAACACCCAGAUGCCUGGAAGACAGGACUUUUUCAAGAAGAGGAGGCAGGACAAUGAUUCCCAUGUCUAUGCAGUCAUUGAUGAUGCCAUGGUCUAUGGAGAUUUUCAGAUGCAAGCCAAUGGAUCAAUCAUUCCUGAGGUAGAUGUGUAUCGGCCUUUUGAUGGACCAGUGAGUGCCAUACCGCCUACUCCACCUCCCAUCUCUUUCAUGAAAGCCACUAAAGUUUCUGACCCAGGGGAGUCCCCAUUCUGCUCAGUGAGUGACAGUGAGCCGUACACUUUUGCACAUCGCACACCAGAGGAAACCAGGAGCACUGAAGAGACACAAGUGAACAGUGCUGGAGAUGUGGACGUGCCCUUAUUGGAAAGUAAGAAACAAGAAGGCUUAGAAGAAUAGCUUAUUCCAAAGGAAUGAUUUUGGUUUGUAAAUAAGGGUGACACUGUGAAGAAAAGUGCUCUUGUGUGCUAUGGAAAAAUCAGAAAAGGAGAUUUAUUUUUUUAAGCAUGCAUAGACAUGGGUUGUUUUAACCUCAACAGCUGAUAUAUUCAAUUUUAGAAUGAACUUUUAGGAAACCUGUCCACUGUUCAUGUGCAUCCAUGAAUGAAAGUGCUUCUCUUUUGGAAAUGGAA
Molecule: messenger RNA, 2674 nt
Organism: Pelodiscus sinensis (Chinese soft-shelled turtle)
Lineage: Eukaryota; Metazoa; Chordata; Testudines; Trionychidae
Source: RefSeq, a predicted model, not a curated record